GAUUCUUCUGAAAUUGGCCUCAGCUGGAGAUGGGACAUCUACCAGCUAUUAUCUUGUUAGUUUGUUUCAUCCGCACUUUUGGUGAACAUUUGUCAAGAAACAAAGAGGAUUCAUUGAAUGAGAUAUUGACGGUCGAGUCUAAAUUACAAAAUAAUGACGCGGCUUUGGAGCAUAAAAGAUUUGCCCGUCACGCGGAAAUGGAAAACACAGUGACAGAACCCAUAAUCAAUCAUCUCAUGAAAGAACUAGCGCGACGCUACCCCCAGGCGAAGAAACAGCCCAAAUCAUUGAAAAAGGUCAUCAGAAAUCUCAAGCAGAAACUCGAAAUCUAUGUUCACAUGAAGAAACCACUACGCACGAGAGUACCUGAAGGAAUUAAUGGAAAUAAAGGAAAGAAAGGAAGAAAAAUGAAAAGGAUACGUAAAGUGAAGAAAAAUAGACAGAAACAACAACGUGUUAUCGAUACGGGUUAUAAGCAACGACUGCUGUGA
Cydia fagiglandana is the source of this 491-nucleotide messenger RNA. RefSeq lists its product as uncharacterized. The transcript has 3 exons. The record is from RefSeq and is a predicted model, not a curated record. Lineage: Eukaryota; Metazoa; Arthropoda; Insecta; Lepidoptera; Tortricidae. Bases 30 to 491 code for a protein of 153 amino acids.